Messenger RNA from Closterium sp. NIES-65, 1092 nucleotides. NCBI's taxonomy places the organism in Eukaryota, Viridiplantae, Streptophyta, Zygnematophyceae, Desmidiales, Closteriaceae. The record is from the annotation of a GenBank genome assembly.
AUGGUGAGCAGGUACCUCAGGCUUGUUGUUGGUGCGUGCCUGCUGAUAACCGAGAGCCUUAGGGGAGCAGGCAGUGGUGAUAGUGGUGCUGUAUGUGCACAGGCGGGCAGCGUACCUAUGCGUGGCGUUAAAUGCUCUCGGCCGGGGUCUUCCCUUCCUGCAGUCGACGCCCUCGUCCGCUCAAUCACCUUCUGCCCUGUCAAGCAGAUCUACUCCCCACUCUCCCACAUCUCCACGUCUCUACCUUCCCCUCUCCCUGCACUGCACCUCCUGAUUGUCUCCUUCCCUCCCUCUCCCCCCUUUGUGCACGCAUCUUCCCCCCUCCCUCUCCGCCCCUUGUGCACGCAUCUUCCCCCCUCCCUCUCUGCCCCUUGUGCACGCAUCUUCCCCCCUCCCUCUCCGCCCCUUGUGCACGCAUCUUCCCCCCUCCCUCUCACCAGCCACGAUGGGUUCUUCCCAGCAGUUGACUCGCUCAUCCGUGCAAUCACAUUCUGCCACGUCUCUUUCCCUUCCUCUCCGCCCCUUUUGCUCCCGUUUCCCUUCUUCUCAACAGUCACCCUCUUCGACGCCCUCGUCCGCUCAAUCACCUUCUGCCCUGUCAAACAGAUCUACUUCCCCCUCUCCCACCUCUCCACGUCGCUACCUUCCCCUCUCCCUGCACCUCCUAAUGGUCUCCUUCCCUCCCUCUCCGCCCCUUCUGCACUCAUCUCCCCCCACCCCCUCUCAACAGUCAUGACAGUCGACGCCCUCAUCCGCUCAAUCACCUUCUGCCCUGUCAAGCAGAUCUACUUCCCCCUCUCGCUGCACCUCCAAAACGGCUCCUUCCCCAACCGCUCCCCCUUAGACUGCCCUUCUAGCAGCAGCUUUAAAGGCCGCAGGGAUGGGCAGCAAGAGGAGGGGCAGAGAAAAGGGCAGAAAAACGGGCAGGGAAAUGGGCAGAAGGAGGGGCUGGAAAACGGGCAGGAGGAGGGGCAGAAGGAGGAGAGGAAAGAGGAGGGAGCGUGUUUUGGAGACGUGGACCAGAAUGGGCGGUACAGGGAUCCACACUUCGUGGCGUUAAAGGUACAUGCUGUGGGACUAGUCAUUCAGUAA